Molecule: messenger RNA, 525 nt
Organism: Rangifer tarandus platyrhynchus (Svalbard reindeer)
Lineage: Eukaryota; Metazoa; Chordata; Mammalia; Artiodactyla; Cervidae
Source: the annotation of a GenBank genome assembly
AUGCUCAGGCCGGGCUCCUGGGGAGCCAAGGCGCGCAGCACGCGGUUUCACAGACCUCACGGGGGGGACCAGUCCCCGCCCCCGGCCCCGGCCCCGACACGCUCCGCCCCUGACCCGGCCCCGCCCCCAGCGGCUUCCGGCAGAAGCGCCCCCCAGUGGCGGCGGUCGGCCUCGCACUUCCGGCAGGAGGAUCCGGGCCUGCAGCGCCGGCUGGGCGAGGUGAGUGGGCGCGCGGCGGGCCUUCCGCGCGCUCCCGGGGUUGGAGGGAGACCCGGGCGGGGCUGCGAGCGGGGUCCAGGCUCGGCGCCGCGCGCCGCGGCCGCGGGUCCCGCCGGGGCCCUCCUCCUCUCGGGCCUCGGUAUCGCGGUCGUGGAGGGGCCCGGGCUCCGCGCUCGCUCCCCGCUGCGUGACCCAGGCGGGCAUCACGCAGACCGGGCCCUGCACUUGGAGAGGCCGCAUCCCGCCGUGGGGUGGGAGUCGGGGGUGGGUGGUAAACACGUGGACAAACAAGGAAACGUCAGGUAG